AUGCCCAUUAUUUCUGUUUCAGGGAACAGCACAUCCAGCACAGAAAAGCAGGGGUUACUUCCCCUCUCUUUACCAGCUUUGAGGUAUGCUCAACCCUUUAUUCGCCCUCUCUGACUCACCUGCCCACCUUCUUGGCCCCUGUCCCUCUCCUGUAAUUCUCUCCAACUCCCUGCCUACCAGCUCCUUCACUCUCCCUUUGCCCAAACAGGCCUUCUCGGAGUAGCAAAGCCAGCGGCGGUUAAGGGGGCGGGACGGGGUCACGACUGACCUUUUUACCAACGGCCACUUCGUGACAGAAUUUAUGCGGGGCCAAGAGCGCCCAGACUUCGCAGGGAGGGAGCGGGGGUUCCUCCGUUCUCCCCCCGCCCCCCGGAGUUUUUCCAAGUGCCGCUGCCUUCGCUCUCUGAGAAAUUAUUUCCUCUUCCCUUGCCUCUGCCUUUUUAAAAGAAACAUAUUGGCUGCACGUGACGCAGAACAGCCUCGUUUCCCCUCGCGCUCCCGUUUGGUUGGGUGUAGCGGCCGUUGAGGCCCUUCGGGUUUGGCUUCCCUGCCGCCUCCCUUCACGCAGAAAGGCUGGAGGAGAGUCGGGUAAGCCCGGCGGCGCUUCCUUGUGGUGAUUAUGGACGUGGAUGCUUUUAUCUUUCUCUCUCUCUUGACGUGUCAAGGAAAUGCUCGUGGGAGAGGCGGAGACGGUGUCUUGCCUGCGCAUACCUAGGUUUAAGAAAGGGAAUGGCAAGGGUCAGGAAACGCCUGUGUCGAAAGAAGAGGGGCAAGCAGCAGCAAGCAGUGGCGUCCUUUGCAAUCCUCAGCUUCCCCCCAACGUCUUUCCCCUCAGCCCGGCACCCUCCCAGCGCCGCUUUCUCUCGUUUCUUUUGCCAACCCUGGAGUCACAGUGCCCCCUGACGGUUUCUGCUGAAAAGUGCAGCACUGGCUCCUUAAACCAGUGUCCCUUCACCUUCCUUAAAGGCUUCUUAUUGAAAUACAGUAUAUUAUGCGUUCCCCAUACCCACCCAUCCAUAGCAGGGAUGCUUCUUUGCUGGAAGCCCGCCAUACGGGAAUCAUUCCAUGCAUAGGCGUUGGAACAGAUACACUUCCCGUUCUUCACACACAGCAGUGCAUAGACAACUUCCUACAUCAGAUUGCAUGGUAAGGCAUUUAACUUCAAGGUCCACUUCUACACAUAGCAGCCUACUGCUCCAGGAAAAGAUACAGUGAACUCCUUCCUCAAUAGGAGUUCAUCAAGAGGCUCUCUUGUGUGUCCCAAUUUUGCACCUGACUGGAGUGACACUGGGCUCAAGUUUUGGAAGCUGCUGCCUAGGGUGAUGCUCUUGCUGUGCUAGGUGAACACUAUCCUUUUUGGGGAGGCCUACAGCUUGGUUGUUUCUUAAUGUCAGUUUGUAUUUUUUUUUAUCUGCUUGCUGGCAUUCUGCUGCUUGUUUCCUUUUUGAUGAUUUUUUUUAAAAGCAUCUGUAUUAUUGUGAAAUUGUGUAUGCAGUUUUUCUACUGAUCAUCUUGAACUUUUAAGGUGAAUUAGAAGUACAUUUUGAAAUAAUUUGGAAACCUUGACAUAAUUUAAAACAGUUCACAGAAACUUGUUUGCCUCCUUCCUUGUUGUUUGUUCUUUCUUUCAUAGGCUCUUACUCCUUUUAGGUGCAGCUGCACUUUGCUGAAGUUGCAAUUUUUUUCUUUAGUGUUGUUGGUUGACCCAAACUAGUUAAAAAGAAUAAUUGGGACUCUGGUAGGAUAAAAAUAGACGAGAAAAAUGCUAUGCAUUAGACACUACUUCCACUUCAGUAUCUUUAACAAUGUAUGCCUAGUCUCCAAGGCCUUUGUUUUAUCUACGGUACUUUGUUUUAUCAAUGCAUUCCAUUUCAGUAACGGUGGUAAUACUUCAGUGCAUCCUAAUGGCUUGGGGUUCUUUUGUGCGCAUUAAAAAAAUUAUGGAUGACCCAAAUGCAGACAUCUGGUCCAAGCUGGCAAAAGCAGGAGCAAAUCCCAUGUGUGCAUGCCUACUCAGAAAUAAACUUCACUCAGGUGAGAUAUUCUAGAUUACAAAGCUGUGUGCAUAGUUAUCUGUGUUUGCUUCCCAAUGUGGUGUAGUGGUUAAAAGCAGUGGACUCGUAAUCUUGUGAACCGGGUUCGCUUCCCCGCUUCUCCACAUGCAGCUGCUGGGUGACCUUGGGCCAGUCACACUUCUCUGAAGUCUCUCAGUCUCAUUCACCUCACAGAGUGUUUGUUGUGGGGGAGGAAGGGAAAGGAGAUUGUUAGCCGCUUUGAGACUCCUUAAGGGGAGUGAAAGGUGGGAUAUCAAGUCCAAAUUCUUCCUCUUCCACCUCCUCCUCUUCUUCUUCCCUUAUGGUCAAUACUGUUACAGAGUGCUGCUUAUCUAUUGAAUAAACUAAAAAUAUGUCUUACUUAUUUAAAAUAAGUUGUAUGGAAACUUGUUAAGGAAAGCAAACAUUUUUAUCAGAGGUGGCUUCCAAAUGGAUGGUUUCUGUUGCCAUCCCAGCCAUUGCUUUUCCACUGUAAGCUGCAAAAGGAAUUGUAAUUGAUUUUCAACACUAUCAAGAGAAUGGUGCUUCUUCUAUUUUCAACACUAUCAGGAGAAUGAUGCUUUUUCUAUUUGUCCACCCCACUAUGUUCUGUCCACAUCAGUGGGCAUGAUGUAAUUGCUGUGAGUGAGACUAUUUGAAGCUCAGUACGCAUUCACUGUAUUGUGGUGGGUGUUACUUUAUGACCCCAUUUCUUUCUUUAUUUUAAAAAUUAGAAUAAAACCCUUUUCCAGCUACACUUAAAAAGUGAUAAGAGCAGUACCACUGCUUUGAAUCCUCCUUAGAGUUGCUUGUCUGCUGCAGUCUCUAUUGAACUUCAGGCCCCAGGAUAGCCAAGCUCUGAAUGAGCAGUAGUUGGUGUUUUCAGUUUUUCUCUAUUUUCGAUAUGGUAGAAUUUUUAUUAUUGCGGUUCGUUUUAUGUAAGAAUUUUUGAUCCCAGGACAGGUUACCUCAUUAUUAAAAAUAAACAAUUCUAGCAAAUUAAGAACAGAUAAAAGCAUUAAUAAAAUUAAACAUAUUUAAGUCAUAGUAAUAAUAGUUGCAGUAGUGGCUAAUAUGCCAUAAAUGACCAGUCAAACAGGUAUUUGCCUUUCACCAAGCAUUAGCACCAGAUGUUUGUCUAGGGAGGGUAUUUCACAGCCAAGGUAUCAUCACAGAGAAUGCCCUAUUACAUGACACCACCACAGAAGAUGUUUAGUUCCUCCAUUCUGACUAUACCUUCUCCUCAGUAGCAUAGGAAGAGAGGGGUGGGGCGCACCAGGCAUCAUGGCAGUUGCUGGGCGACAUGGGUGUUGCAGGGUGGCGGAGCCAUUGCCUAUCCCUCAAGGAGAUAUUGCCCAAAAAAGCUAAACAACUUUGGCCGGUCUUCUAAAAACAGCUCAACAACUUUGGGCAAUCUCUUUAAAAAGCUCCGCUGCAGGGUUGCUAUGCCGCAGCAUCUCCUGGUAACACUAUAUGCAACUGGGAGAUUACAGCCACAGAUAAUAAACUAAGGCACAGUAGUAGGCUCAUCACACGCUGUCAGACAGAAGACAGUAAUGCCACUAUAAUACUUUUCCUGUCUGGUUCUCGCCCUAGAUAAUGGUCACAAGCAUGCCACCUGCAGUCCCUGGCUUACAAUUCUGUAUCUUGACUGAUGGCGGGGGAAGCCCUUGUCCCUGUACCUUCCUGAAGUGACAACACAAAGAAAAAAAAUUCCCCUUGUGUCAUCCCCUUUGGAGAUAACCUCACCAUGGUUAACUCCAUGGCAGAGUCUAUGCUUAUGCCCAGAUGGGCUCUGGACCACACCCCCACCCUAGCUGCAUCCACUUCGCAACUUUAUAUUAUCUCAUAAUACACAGCAAUGAAGCAAUGUAGAGUAAAAGGCAUUCUUCACCUGAGCAAAUGUUAGUUAUGAAAUCCCCCUAAGCUGUUUUAUAUUCUACUUAAACUGAAGACCUGUCAAAACUAAACUGCUCUAUACUGCCCUCAAGUAUCUGCAGUGUACACUUCUAUAGAUGACUCCACAGUAUUGUCUGUGAGUAAAAAUGGUAAUUUAAAGGCCAGUGGUUGUAAACACUGAAAGGUGAGAAGGGAAAAUAUAGUAGCUUUACUCUGUAAGCCACUCAGGAUGAUCUUUUAAAAAUACAGAGGAAAAUAUUGCAGUUCUACCACACGGCCGUGGGGCAACUAUGAAAUAGAAAUCUAGAUUUUCAGCAGAUUUUUAAUAGGCAUAGUGGUGUACAUUCAAGCACUGUUUACACCUAUUAAUGAAAAUGUCAUAUAACCUCUAUCCUAAUGAAUUAGAUGCUUUUAAAUUUCAGAAAAGUGUGUGGCAUAA
This is a messenger RNA of Podarcis lilfordi (Lilford's wall lizard), 4371 nucleotides long. The record is from the annotation of a GenBank genome assembly. Lineage: Eukaryota; Metazoa; Chordata; Lepidosauria; Squamata; Lacertidae.